UGGUGUUUUGGAGCAAGGGAUAGCAAUGCCACGGCCAUUGCCGGGAUUGUCCGAGUCUUUGCUUGUCACUGCCCCGACCUCCUAUAUCACGACCUUGGCAUACGAGCGGACAUUACAAGCCCUGUCAGAGAGGCUCGAGGAAGUGAGAUUGCGGGUUGCAAAAAGGUGAAUGCAUGAUGACAGCCUCUAAUGCAACCGCGCCUACGGAAAGGGACCCAGCGAUCAGUUCCCAUAUGGAGCACCCGCCCAUAGCUGGCCAUCCUCUCCCAUCCGACCCUUUAUGGUGUCUGUCGGUAUAGGGCUACCGUGCUUGUAUGAGUCCCGUCCUCUCCUAGACCAUCGCCGAGCUCCGCUUCGCGCAUCUGGCACCUUGUGCACUACACCCCCUCCCAUUGCCCGCUCUGGCCCAUUGCUCUUUCAUCCUUGCCGGUUCCACCCUUUUGGAUGUGCAAAUCUGGCAUACCAAAGGACAGAGGACGAAGAGAACAGGCUACUGUCGCUUUUGGUCAUGGUCUUUCUCUAUCCCUGCUAUCCCCAGAUGCGCGUGCUUCUUCUUUUCUUUUUUCAGACCCACAACCACCCAUGGUCGGCCGCUGUUCAAGGUGCCCUGCCCAGAUGCGAUGCUGUUAGAUCCGAUCCGAGCAUUUUCUGUGUAUCUUCAGACAAGCCUGAUCUAUCUGUUGGCGUCAGAGCCAUCUCCGCUCAAUGCGACCUGCCUUUGCCGCUGCGGUUCGCAGGCCCCUAUGAACCUGGGCUUGGCGAUAACCGGCGUCCACAAGGGAAUAAGAGGAAGAAAUUAUAGCCCCGUCAGUCGCUAUGCUCUCCCUGAGGUGGCACCUCUCUCUGACGUGCCCGCCGCCCAAGGGAGACUGCCCUUGUGGAAGCAAUCAGACCCUCCAAGGUCUCAUUGAUUGGCCCAUCUGCCUCGCAAAACCCCCAACUCCCCUUCCCUUGCCCCCCGUUCACGCUCACAUCGCCCUAACCAU
This is a messenger RNA of Trichoderma harzianum CBS 226.95, 986 nucleotides long. RefSeq lists its product as hypothetical. Lineage: Eukaryota; Fungi; Ascomycota; Sordariomycetes; Hypocreales; Hypocreaceae. The record is from RefSeq and is a predicted model, not a curated record. The coding region runs from base 281 to 802 and encodes 173 amino acids. The transcript has a single exon.